Medioppia subpectinata is the source of this 336-nucleotide messenger RNA. NCBI's taxonomy places the organism in Eukaryota, Metazoa, Arthropoda, Arachnida, Sarcoptiformes, Oppiidae. The record is from the annotation of a GenBank genome assembly.
AUGGAAGAGGUGGGCAGAGUUCUGUUAGAUUUGCUCGUCUUAGAAUUGAAAAGAGACAUGCAUAUGUUAAAAAAGUUAGCAAUAGAGCUAUCCGAAGAUGUUUUGAAAGAUGUGAAAUUCUCAAAGGAGAAGAAAUUACUUCUGCAGUUUCUGUAUGAAAUAAAUAUGGAUACUGGCAAGCUGGUUUUUGUCAGUGAUAGUAGUAGUGAAGGAACUCAGUUUGUGGAGGGAUUUGGAGGAAUUGGCGGUAUUUUAAGAUAUAGAAUGGAAAUGGUAGAUUUUGACGAGGAGGAGGGAGAGCUUAGCUCAUUUUCUGAUGAUGAAGAUAUUUUCUGA